Penicillium antarcticum is the source of this 522-nucleotide messenger RNA. RefSeq lists its product as uncharacterized. The record is from RefSeq and is a predicted model, not a curated record. The coding region runs from base 1 to 522 and encodes 173 amino acids. Gene Ontology annotation, molecular function: transmembrane transporter activity. Lineage: Eukaryota; Fungi; Ascomycota; Eurotiomycetes; Eurotiales; Aspergillaceae. Gene Ontology annotation, cellular component: membrane. The transcript has a single exon.
AUGGUUGCUAUUAGUAUUACGCUGUCGACGAGGUGGGGAGAAGGGAAGCGCAUUUUCUUCAUUAUUCUUUGUUAUAUUCCUGGUCUUGUUUCGACUGCGAUGCUUUUCGCUUUGCCUUUCAAUGCUGGUACGAAGACUGCGCACCUUGGUGUCAUCUUUAAUGUUCCGAUUGUGGCUUCUUUUGCUGGUAUUAUGUACUCGCUUCUGGCAACUAAUGUGGCUGGAUACUCGAACAAGGUACUUGCGGGCGUGCUAUUAGUCUCGUCGACUUGUGUUUCGAAUAUUGAUUCACCGCAGGUUUUCUUGACGCGUGAGGCGCCUUAUUAUCAUACUGGGAUCACGGUGUGUAUGGCUGCUUUUGCGGCCAAUAUGGCUACUGUCUUUGGGUUAUUGUAUGUGUUGUAUGCUCGGGAGAACAAGGUUAGGGAUGUUGAUCUCGCUGGGGUGGAAGGAAAAGAUCUUGUCAAUGCUUUCUCCUACUUGACCGAUCAGCAGAACAGGACUCUGCGGUAUAAGUUGUGA